AUGGAUAUUGUGUCUGCAGCUCGCAUCCUGUAUUACCGGAAUACUAACACACAGCAGCGAUAUGCAAACAGAAGGACAUCUCCAGAAACUCCAGCCGUGCCAAGGUUGUACACUCGAACACUUUUACGGCAACAGGAAUUAGAGAUCCUAAAACUUGUGUUUGCGGCAUGUCAUUACCCAGAUAAGGUGGUUGUUGAGAGUCUUUCGCAACAACUGAAUGUCCCUACGUCUCGUAUACAGGCAUGGUUUAUUAAACGGAGAGCAGCUCGUCGACGCAAGGAAAUAUCUUACAUUGGAAGCAGAAACAACGUGGCCAUAGAAAAUUUGGAACGACCAGCCCCUGUUGUAGAGUCACACCAGAGACAAGCAAACACCGAUACUAAGGGACAAGACAUGAUGAUAAUGGCCACUCAAGGAAUACAAGACCCCGCUGAUAGUGUCCAUCUAGACCUUGACCAGCUUUAUUACAAUGGUGACCUCCACGGGGUCGCGGAAGAGGCCGGAGGUGCUAAACGGCAUGGUUAUCAACAGAAGAACAGCUCAUCUUCGAAAAGAAAAAUCAACGCAGUCAUGGGAAAUUUAGCACAAACAACCCUUGUAAUGCCACCCCUGAGACAAAGAAACACAGAUGCGGAAGGACAAGAUAUGGUGCUAAUGUCCACUCAUAUGGAAUAUGGGGAUUUGGACAUUCCCAAUGUGUUGACGCAGUCCAUGUUGAUUUCCCUGUAUGCUAAUAAGAGAAACACCGUUAUAUGUGUCAUAUGGCGAACUGGGUAG
Molecule: messenger RNA, 777 nt
Organism: Liolophura sinensis
Lineage: Eukaryota; Metazoa; Mollusca; Polyplacophora; Chitonida; Chitonidae
Product: homeobox protein Mix.1-like
Exons: 4
Coding region: 1-777 (258 amino acids)
Biological process (GO): regulation of transcription by RNA polymerase II
Molecular function (GO): DNA-binding transcription factor activity, RNA polymerase II-specific; RNA polymerase II transcription regulatory region sequence-specific DNA binding
Source: RefSeq, a predicted model, not a curated record